AUGACUGAUGUCACAGAAUCCCGGAGAUGUUUCCGUUGUCGUGUUUUAUUUAACACUGACGAUGAGUUUUGGCAUCACAUGCUAAAUGUGGAUUGUGAUGAUUCAAUAAGUGCCACUGCGGUUCAGACUUCGUUGCCGGGUAGUACACAUUCAAACGAUGAAUCACAGUCGGUAUGUGCAUCAGUCAGUAGCUCUUAUGUUGGUGGUCUUCGUGAUGAGAAUUUUCAGGCGAAAGAAGAUUUCCAAAUGAAGUCCACUUCUCCAGAACACCAGUGUAAAAUAGAUUCGUCUCCUGGAGCACUUGGAAGAAAUACAGAUCCACCUGCCUUGAAUACCCAGUCAUCCGUAUUCUGUGAUAUUUGUCAAGUACCACUUACAUCGAUUAAAAAUAAAGAAGAACAUGAGAAUGGUAAAAUGCAUAAAAAGCAUAUUGCAUUGAAGUCAAAAUGCAGUGAAUAUCAGUCAGUCAUUCAGCGUUAUUGAUGACGUACAAGAAGGUUUGUC
Molecule: messenger RNA, 504 nt
Organism: Trichobilharzia szidati
Lineage: Eukaryota; Metazoa; Platyhelminthes; Trematoda; Strigeidida; Schistosomatidae
Source: the annotation of a GenBank genome assembly